GUCUUCUUCAGAGUUAAGCCGGCACACCUUCGCUGAACAGCUCGACCAUCACAUCUGGGCCGCCUACUGCACAUUACAAGGAACCAUGGCAAAGCGUGUUGCAGUUAUUCUCUCAGGCUGUGGAGUUUAUGACGGCACAGAGAUCCAUGAGGCCUCCGCUGUCCUCGUCCAUCUGAGUCGAGCUGGAGCAAAAGUGCAGAUGUUUGCUCCGAAUGCAGAUCAGAUGCAUGUUGUUAAUCACUGUGAGGGGAAACCUACAGAGGAGAAAAGAAACAUCCUGCAGGAAAGUGCUCGCAUCGCCAGGGGUGACAUCACCGAUCUAGCCAAGUUAGAUGUUUCAGCAUUUGAUGCCGUCAUCAUCCCAGGAGGCUUUGGUGUGGCGAAGAACCUGAGUGACUGGGCAGUGAAGAACAAGGAGUUCACCAUCCAGCCACAUGUAGAGAAGCUCAUCACGGCUUUCCACAAAGCCGGAAAGCCGAUGGGCAUGUGCUGCAUGUCCCCCAUCCUCGCCGCCAAAAUCAUGCCUGGCUGUGAGCUCACUGUGGGACAGGACAAAGAGUGUGAAAAGUGGCCGUAUGCUCAGACAGCGGGCACUGUGAAGGAGAUGGGCUGCAAACAUGUCAACACGGAUGUGGAGAAAGCACACGUUGAUGUCAAAAAUAAACUGGUCACCACCUCUGCAUUCAUGUGCAAUGCUCCCAUUCAUAACGUUUUUGAUGGAAUAGGAGUCAUGGUUAAAGAGACACUGAAACUGGCUUAAGAAGUCUCUAAUUAUAUACUGGAUGCUUAUAUUUACUUGAAAACCAAUUGUGAUUUUCUGAACUAAAUUUUAAAUAUAUAUGUAUAAGCAUUUUUCUGAUGUUGUAUCAUCAAUGUGUUUGGAGAUUUUCAAUAAAAGUCAACUCAACAAAUUUC
This is a messenger RNA of Anoplopoma fimbria (sablefish), 915 nucleotides long. RefSeq lists its product as uncharacterized. Bases 86 to 760 code for a protein of 224 amino acids. The transcript has 5 exons. NCBI's taxonomy places the organism in Eukaryota, Metazoa, Chordata, Actinopteri, Perciformes, Anoplopomatidae. The record is from RefSeq and is a predicted model, not a curated record.